Molecule: messenger RNA, 693 nt
Organism: Malassezia pachydermatis
Lineage: Eukaryota; Fungi; Basidiomycota; Malasseziomycetes; Malasseziales; Malasseziaceae
Product: ubiquitin carboxyl-terminal hydrolase isozyme l3-like protein
Exons: 1
Coding region: 1-693 (230 amino acids)
Biological process (GO): ubiquitin-dependent protein catabolic process; protein deubiquitination
Cellular component (GO): cytoplasm
Molecular function (GO): cysteine-type deubiquitinase activity
Source: RefSeq, a predicted model, not a curated record
AUGCCUUCGCCGUGGGUGCCACUCGAGGCCAACCCAGCGCUAUUUGCCGCCUGGUGCACUAAGCUGGGCCUGGACACGAGUCAAUAUACGUUCCACGAUGUGUUUGGUCUGGAUGAUGAAUUACUAGCUAUGGUCCCUCAGCCUGCGGAGGCCGUGCUCCUUCUCUAUCCGAUUACGUCACGCAGCGAAGCACAGCGUGAGCAGGAAGAUAUGAAUCCACCGAUGCCAGUGGCCCAUAUGCUGUGGUUUCCUCAGACCAUCGGCAAUGCCUGUGGGACCAUUGGCCUCCUGCAUGCCAUUGCCAAUUCCCGGGCGUGGGACGCUGUCGGCGCAGACACGCCGCUGGCCAAACUGCUGACGCGUGCGCGCCAUGUGGCCCCCGAGGAGCGCUCGCGUCUUUUAGAAGCGAGCCAGGAGCUCUCUACCGCGCAUGCUGCUGUGGCAGAGCAAGGGCAGACAGAGGCGCCGGAUGCGCAGGACGAUGUGAAUUUGCACUUCGUGGCGUUGGUACGUAGUCCUACUGGCCAACUUGUCGAAUUGGACGGCCGACGUCGGGGGCCGUUGAUCCGUGCGAACGAUGUACCUGCUGAUGGCCUACUGCCCGCUGCUGCGCACUUCAUUCGUGCGCAUUACAUGGCGCAGGAUCCUGAGCAGGUGCAAUUCUCCAUCGUGGCGUUGGGUCCGUCGAUGUAG